Molecule: messenger RNA, 3621 nt
Organism: Galendromus occidentalis (western predatory mite)
Lineage: Eukaryota; Metazoa; Arthropoda; Arachnida; Mesostigmata; Phytoseiidae
Product: protein jagged-1
Exons: 19
Coding region: 1-3621 (1206 amino acids)
Biological process (GO): Notch signaling pathway; multicellular organism development; cell communication
Cellular component (GO): membrane
Molecular function (GO): calcium ion binding
Source: RefSeq, a predicted model, not a curated record
AUGCAUAAGUGUACUCGCAUACUCAGUCGAUUGUGUCUUCUGUCGACGCUGAUCGUCUUCGCGACAGCAUCGAGGGACCAGACGUCCGUGUUCGAAGUGCUCAUCACAGAUCUGUCGCAUCUCAACCCGACGAUAUACAAUGGGACGUGUUGCGAAGGAUCAGCGGACAGAUACGGAAAAUGUCCCAUCAACUCACUAUGCAAUACCUAUUUUCGGGUUUGCCUCCAAGAGUUCCGACGGAACGCCACGCCGGAAUAUCGAAACUGCACUUUAGGCGAAACGACGUCGGACGUGUUCCGCGGCUUCGGCAGCAAGACCAACAGAAUCGAUCAGCAAGUCGCUUUAAGUGUGCCGAUAUACCAUCGGUGGACGGAAACAUUCACCCUUGUGCUGGAUGUCUUGCACCGAGAUCGAGAUGUGACUGAUCGACGCAACGAUCCGCUCAUCGACCGCGUUUCUUACAAAGCCAACAUAACGUCGUCUCUGGAGUUCCAAGGAGUCGAUAGUCGACACGGAAAGGGCGUCUACGAUACAGCAACGGUUAUUUACAAGAUACGAGUGCGCUGUGCCGAAAACCACUUCACGAAGGACUGCUCAAAAAUCUGCUAUCCACGGGACGACAAGUAUGGCCACUGGAGCUGCGACGAGAACGGCGAGAAAAAAUGUCUCGAUGGUUGGACUGACCAUCAUUGCGAGCGUCCCGUGUGCGAGUUCUGCGAUGCGGAUCGCAGCGUCUGCGAGGCCCCAGGCCGAUGUUCAUGCCGGCCGGGUUGGACUGGUCGGAACUGCUCCGUUUGCGUUCCGUACCCCAACUGCAAACACGGCUCUUGCGCCCCGGGUAAACCUUUCACCUGUGAAUGCGAGCGAAACUGGGGCGGCGCCCUAUGUGAUCAAGAUCUCGACGUUUGUGGACGAAGUCAACCGUGCAAGAACAACGGUGUAUGCAGGAACACAAAUCCCGACCAGUAUCAAUGCAGUUGUCCGGACGGUUUCUUUGGGAGGAAUUGUGAGCUCGACGGAGAAAUGAUCAAGUACUACAAGCCAUGCGUCCGUGGAGAUGGCCAGCCCGUCUGCCAGAACGGUGGGAGCUGCUCUGAAAUAAAUAACGGAACCGACUUCAAAUGCGAUUGCCUCCCUGGCUGGCUUGGCGAGACUUGUUCCAAUGACAUCUCUGGGAGGGCGAGUUGCGCUAGCAAUCCUUGCCUGAACGGUGGACGCUGCUCGCCGAACUCCAGGGGUGAGGCUGUGUGCAAGUGUCCGCGUGGAUGGACCGGUCAUAAUUGCCAAUUCGAUAUCGACGAGUGCGCGGAGCUAGAACCCUGUCUGCAUGGCUCCGUCUGUACCAACCGAAUGGGGAGUUACAGCUGCACUUGUGCCGCGGGAUGGGAAGGCACAAACUGCUCCCUUCCCGCUGACACCUGCCACCAGUACCGAUGUCUGAAUGGAGGGACAUGCUUCUCCAAUCGCGGAGGAUGGCACUGUCGCUGUCCCGAAGGUUUCGCCGGGAAACAGUGUGAGAUAAAGGCGGAUCCCUGCCAGCCAGACCCCUGUAACGGCGGAACUUGCGCGGUUCUGGCCAGCGGCAAACACAGAUGCUCCGCGUGUCCCGAAAACAGAUUUGGGCGAAACUGUGAGCUGACAGCCAAUGGACUACGUCCGCAGACUAAACUCGAAUAUGACGAAUGCGUCGUGGCCGUUAGUCAGCCAUCUUCGGGUCGGGCGGAGUUCAUCAAGACGAGAGUUUGCGGAGCUCACGGUAGAUGCGUCUCGUCGACCGAUGCGAACAAGAAUCCGGGUGAAUUCGCUUGCGUGUGCGACGCAGGCUACACCGGAGCCGCGUGCCAUAUAAAUAUCAACGAUUGCGAGUCGUCACCCUGUGCCAACGGCGCCACUUGCCUUGACCGAGUGGACGAUUACAGUUGCGUUUGCCGACCUGGUUUCACGGGAGAACGUUGUGAAGAGAUGAUCGAUGCGUGCACGAGCUCGCCGUGUCAUAGGGGAGAGUGCACGGCGAUAGAGGAUGAUUUCAUCUGCAGGUGCCCCCAGGGUUUCAAGGGUCGCCAUUGCAAUCUGACCACCAGUCAUUGCGACGAGAACACCUGUGCUAACGGAGGAACUUGCCAAGAACUCGGGUCAUCCUUCGUGUGCGUAUGCCCUCCAGAUUAUAUUGGGCAUCGCUGUCAGCGGAAACGCCAUCUGGCCUGCGAGUCGACUCCGUGCAAGAACGGUGCCACGUGCGUCAAUCUCGAAAACGACGAAUACCAGUGCUGGUGUCCCGAGGGUUUCACGGGACCCCUGUGUGAACACAACGUGGAUGACUGCUUGGAAGCAACCUGUUUCCAUAACGCAACUUGCAUCGACGGUAUCAACAGGUUCCAGUGUGAAUGUCUCCCGGGAUACAGCGGAGCCGACUGCCGCCUCGACAUCGAUGAAUGUGCUUCAAAUCCUUGUCAUGGGGGCGGCACUUGUAAAGACUUGGUCAACGACUACCGAUGUGUCUGUCCGCCGAGCCGGAGAGGUCGAAACUGCGAAAUUAUGGUAGUUAAACCGUCUCCUUCCGCAUGCUUUUACGCCAAGCGGAAACAUCUCGUCGGAGAAGUUUGGAGCGAACGGCAUGAAUGCAGCACUUGUAAAUGUUUCGAAGGGAGUCAGGUCAUCUGCGAGAGAGGACUCUGCGAAUUGGAUGAGUGCGAUUCGAAGGAUCCUUACAAUUCUUGCCCUAAAGCCGAGGAGCAAUGCUACAGCACGGCGAACGAGCCGUGCUUCAUCCCACCGUGCAAACCUCACGCCGAGUGCCGUCCUACUCCGAACCUGAAACACAUCAGGCCGAUGAGCUUCACAGACAGAUGUGGCCCUGAAGAUAUUUCGGGCUGCGCAGCCAGAAUAGCUCUCGACUUCGUUCCGAGUGCCGAUGUGACCGGCUUCACUGUCGAAGCUAUCUGCGCUCACGUGCGACGGGUUCUGUCCUCGCAGCCCGCACCGGAUCUCCUCGUCGGAUGCGUGGCGAAAUCUCAUCGCGAAAUUGAGAUUCUCGUCGAUUCGGCGCAGAACGAUGAGCAACUAGUGGCAGCUUUGCAAGCUGAUCGACUAGCGAGAACGAUCAAAGAAGGUCGAACAAACUCUUCGAUCCUCAACGCUGUUCACAAGGUUCUCGUGAGCGAAGCUUCUCAAUUCAAGGAUCUCUCCGAAAGUCAGAAAACGGUGACCGCCUUCCUGAUCGCCACCGCCGUGUUGGUACUCCUCUUACUGGUCGCCGUGCUGGUGUGCUCGUACAAAAUUUUCUCCCAGAAAUCUCCAGAUUCGAACAUCAUUAUGACCAAGCCGUAUUUGCGCGACGCUCCGAGCAACCUCAACAACCUCCGGCUGCCGAAGAUGAACAAUUUGGGACAGGAGGCUGAUGUAGGUUCGAGUCGCGGUAAGAUCUUGAAUACGAUGGUCAAUCAAGAGAUGAAAGAUUUUGCUUUCAAAGCAUCCAUGAACAAAGUAUCGAAAGCCGUAGAUAUUCCGCAAGUCCCGCAGGAGCGAGACUGCAUGGACUUGCGGUACGAAGGGUGUCCGAAGAAAAGCAAAAGGAACGCAACAGAUGGUGAGAAUAGUCUGGGAGAGGUCGUUUGGUGCUAG